Molecule: messenger RNA, 2559 nt
Organism: Pelobates fuscus (common spadefoot toad)
Lineage: Eukaryota; Metazoa; Chordata; Amphibia; Anura; Pelobatidae
Gene: OPN4
Product: opsin 4
Exons: 11
Coding region: 104-1885 (593 amino acids)
Biological process (GO): phototransduction; visual perception; cellular response to light stimulus
Cellular component (GO): plasma membrane
Molecular function (GO): G protein-coupled photoreceptor activity
Source: RefSeq, a predicted model, not a curated record
GACAAGCUUUUCACAUCUCUGCAACAGACAAGCUGCCUUACAGUCCCUAAAGAAACCUAUUCAGACACAAAUCCAGAUCUUUCAUUCCUGCUCUGCUCCGAGGAUGAACUAUCAGUCAAUGCGGAAGGGCAUUAGCUGCCCACCUCGAGAUGCCAAUUGCACCAGGAUACUGGAAUCUUUAAGCACCUGGAAUGAUUCUUCAGAAGUCAGUUCUUAUAAACUGGUGGAGCUGCCGCCAAUUGAGACAACGGAGCCCCCUAUCAAUGAUGUCCAUCAUGUAUAUCCUACAGCCGAUGUUCCAGACCAUGUUCAUUACACAAUUGGUGCUGUCAUACUCGCAGUAGGGAUUACAGGAGCCGUUGGAAACUUUCUGGUCAUCUAUGCUUUCUGCAGGAGCAGAAGCCUUCGAUCACCAGCCAAUAUGUUCAUUAUCAAUCUUGCAAUAAGUGAUUUUUUUAUGUCAGUAACACAAGCCCCGGUGUUUUUUGCAACUAGUCUUCAUAAAAGAUGGAUCUUUGGAGAAAAAGGUUGUGAGUUAUACGCUUUCUGCGGGGCACUUUUCGGAAUUACGUCUAUGAUUACAUUGAUGGUGAUUGCACUGGAUCGGUAUUUCGUAAUCACACGACCGCUUGCCUCCAUCGGAGUAAUGUCUAAGAAGAAAGCCGUGCUAAUCCUUUUAAGCGUGUGGCUGUAUUCUUUGGCGUGGAGCCUACCUCCCUUCUUUGGUUGGAGUGCGUACAUCCCUGAAGGUCUAAUGACGUCCUGUACUUGGGAUUACAUGACCUUCACUCCUUCUGUGAGAGCCUACACAAUGCUUCUGUUCUGUUUCGUCUUCUUCAUACCUCUAUUUAUUAUUAUAUAUUGCUACGUCUUCAUUUUCAAGGCCAUCAAAAACACCAACAGGGCUGUUCAGAAAAUUGGUUCUGACAACAAUAAGGAAUCUCAUAAGCAGUAUCAGAAAAUGCAAAAUGAAUGGAAAAUGGCAAAAAUUGCUCUUGUUGUCAUCCUUCUUUAUGUUGUUUCAUGGUCCCCCUACUCUACGGUAGCCCUGGUGGCUUUUGCUGGUUACUCAAGUUUCCUAACUCCAUAUAUGAACUCUGUUCCGGCUGUGAUUGCAAAGGCGUCUGCUAUUCACAAUCCUAUCAUCUAUGCCAUUACUCAUCCUAAAUACAGGAUGGCACUUGCAAAGUACAUCCCUUGUCUGGGUUCUUUGCUGAGAGUGAAACGCAAAGAUUCAAGGAGUUACAGCAGCUAUGCUUCAUCUCGACGUUCAACGGUUACAAGUCAUUGCAGCCAGUCUUCGGACGUCGGUGGCCAUCCUAAACUAAAGGGUCGUCUACCAUCAGUCUCCGACAGUGAAUCAGGCUGGACUGAUACUGAAGCUGAUAUCAGUAGUGUGAACUCCAGACCAGCCAGUAGGCAGGUGUCCUAUGAAAUGGGCAAAGACACCAGUGAGACCAAUGACAUAAUAUCCAAAGCUAAGUUGAAAAGUCAUGAUUCUGGAAUUUUUGAGAAGACCUCAAUGGAUGCUGAUGACAUUUCCCUGGUGGAGAUUGGUACAGCAGGCCGCAAUUCUCCAUUCACUACAGGUAAAACUUUAAAUGGCCUCGGGCCUAGAAGAGGAGAGACAUUUUCUAGAGCAGCAGCAUCAAGGAUACCAAGCAUCGUUGUGACGUACAGCAACCACCACGGAGGUCAAGCAGUGGUGGAACACAACUCGGCCUUGCCCUGUACGCUCAACAACCAAGAUCAGGAGAAAGAUACCAAAAAGCACAAGGAUACAACGAAGCCAGAUGUAUCUAUCGCAACGAUCUCCUCCGAAGUGAUACCUGAAAAUAGCUCAGAUAUCUUCCUAAAGCAAUUAUCUCAAGAGAAAACAUCUUGAAAUGGAAAGGAGGUUAAGUUAGCAUUUCAUUUCUAAUUUGUCUAUCUUUUAACUGUGAUCAUUCGUUCCAUUUCAGUGUUAAAAACACGGUAAACGUUUUAUAGAUGUCAUGAAAAUCUGCUGUAUUAUUCCUUGCGAAAUCAGCGUGACUGACAAAGCUGCACACCAUAAUGCCACGGAUAUUAAAAGCAAAUGACCGUAUAAUUUUAGUGCAAAUACUGACAGCUGUUUGCGAGGCACAGUUGUAAAAUGCAGUGAAUCGUGGAUCUAAAUAUUAAUUGUAUGUUUUGUUUAUUUUAAGCAUCAUAAGAUGGUUUCGAAGUAUUAAGUGGAAGCUCAACUGCAACACAGCAAGUUUUAAUUAAACCUUUGCCUUGCCAUUCAGUAUAACGGGAAAACGGGACUCUUCUCUACUGUAGAUACAGGCCGCCAUUUUGUAGAGGAAAUAGGCACCUUCAGUUAGGUUAAUAAAUGGUCUUAAAGAGUUGGCAGGAAAUAAAACGAGAUGAUACAAUAGAUUUCUAUUUAUUAAAUUGAGUUUCUUCAAAUAAUUUUUAAUGUAAUAUUAUUGGUAAUAACAAAGCACCGACGUGUUAUGUAGUAUUAAACGGGCCAGUUAACUUGAUAAAACUCUUGACUUAUUGAAGCAUCCACCUUACAAAGGACCAGUCACU